Molecule: messenger RNA, 5504 nt
Organism: Oncorhynchus kisutch (coho salmon)
Lineage: Eukaryota; Metazoa; Chordata; Actinopteri; Salmoniformes; Salmonidae
Product: zinc finger protein 135
Exons: 4
Coding region: 274-1662 (462 amino acids)
Biological process (GO): regulation of DNA-templated transcription
Molecular function (GO): RNA polymerase II cis-regulatory region sequence-specific DNA binding; DNA-binding transcription factor activity, RNA polymerase II-specific
Source: RefSeq, a predicted model, not a curated record
UUUGGUCCUUUCGUAGAAUCUGUUUCCUGUUUAUUAUUUUUCAUGGAAAGUCGUCUAUCACACCACGUAUGUAGUAAUUAUCAUAGUACAUGUCUACGAUUGCAGCGUGUUACGUCACGUAAGGCGGAAGCUCAAAGAAUCAAAUGGUUAAUGUCAGCUGAACUGAGCAUACUGGUUACCCAGAGCAAACUGGCUACAUCGGGCUCUAAAAAAGAGCGAUCAGUGAACUAACUCUCUAUAUUGUGCUACAUUGAACCUAAACCCAUCGUCAUCAUGGAUACUCUCUACACUUAUAGAUUACUACCACCCACAUAUACCAACACGAAGGACCCUGAAUACAGUUAUAGACUAGUGAAGCUCGAACUUGUAGACUGCUGGCAAACUCCAGACCUGAACAUCAUCAUCAAACAAGAGGAGGAAGAGGAUAGCGUUCUACAAGUUAAAGAAGAAGAGGAGGAAGAGGAUAUUUCUCUGCAAGUUGAAGAAGAAGAAGAGGAGGAGGAAGAGGAUAUCUCUCUACAAGUUAAAGAAGAAGAGGAGGAAGAGGAUAUAUCUCUACAAGUUAAAGAAGAAGAGGAAGAUCACACUUUCAUGGUCAAAGUAGAGGAAGAAGAGAAGGACAAAGCUCUUGUAGUUAAAGAAGAAGAGGAGGGUGGUUUUACAGUCAAAAAAGAAGAAGAAGCUAUAGAGGUUUUUAUUUUUUCUGAUGGAAACUGCAACCAGUGGCCUGUCAGUGGGAAGAGUCCCUCGGUAUCAGAAGAACAACAACAACAGACGCGACCAAAGAAACAGCCAAAACAAACCCAGGAACCCCAUCACUCCCCUCUGUACUGCCCCGACUGUGGGAUGAGUUUUGUCAGCCCUGGGAUACUGAACGCGCACCGCAGAAUCCACCAGCCCAGAAUAAUCCACACCACCACCACCACCGGUGAGCCGUCUCACUACUGCCAUGACUGCGGCAAGACCUUCGACACCGCCCGCUACCUCAAAAAGCACCGCUUGGUUCACACAGCAGAGAGGACGCACCACUGUUCCCAGUGCGACCGGAGCUUCCUGAGACUCCAGCACCUCAAAGAGCACCAGAGAACCCACAGCGGAGAGAAGCCUCACUACUGCUCCGCGUGUGGGAAGGGCUUCACCAAGGUCCGACUGCUCCGGACACACCAGCGGCUGCAUGCCGUGGAGGGGGCCGACGUCGUCCGGGAUGUGUCGGAGACGGGGAUGAAGGAAGGUAGUGGGGUGGUGAUGUCAGCGAUGGGGCGGAAGAGAGCGCUGAGAGUUCUGGCCGGAGUGGACUACUACUACUGCUCUGAGUGUGGGAAGAGCUUCUCCAGUGCGGCCUAUCUUAAGGUGCAUCAGAAGGCUCACACAGGAGACAAACCAUACCAGUGUGCUCACUGUAAGAAAUCAUUCAGCACGUCGUGGGGUUUAAAGGUUCACCGGCAGAAUCGCUCUGGAGAGAAGCCCUACCAGUGCGCCGACUGUGGGAAGAGGUUCUCGGACCUGCGCAGCCACAAAGCCCACCGGAGCACCCACACUGGAGAGAAACCAUACACAUGCCCUGUCUGUGGAAAAGGCUUUGCCUGGCUAAAGAGCCUACAGAAACACCAGGCCGCACACAGCAGCAGUGAUGGUGGAGUCAUAGAAGUACAUAUAGAAUAAUGCAGGAUAUGCUGGAGGGUUUCACUCCAACCCCAAUCCAGCAGGAAAUGAGAAUUGGAUUCCAAAUGAAAGCAACCGUCUCAGUGUGGUGCCGGAGGACGGGGCUGGACCAGCUGACAUAAAACAAUUGAAGGGGACAGUUUGAUUAAAAGCUUGAAAUAAAAGUACAAAUCCAGGUCAAAACACAGGGCCCUGAUUAUAGAAACACAACGUCAUGGUCUCUCUUGGAUGAGGGAAUGCUGUUGUGUCAGAAGGACAUCAAAAUGUCACAUAACACCGGCUGGUAAAGCUCUCUCUUGGAUGAGGGAAUGCUGUUGUGUCAGAAGGACUGUUUUAAUUACAUCAAAAUGUCACAUAACACUGGCUGGUGAAGCUCUCUCUUGGAUGAGGGAAUGCUGUUGUGUCAGAAGGACUUUUAAUUACAUCAAAAUGUCACAUAACACCGGCUGGUAAAGCUCCCUCUUGGAUGAGGGAAUGCUGUUGUGUCAGAAGGACAUCAAAAUGUCACAUUACACCGGCUGGUAAAGCUCUCUCUUGGAUGAGGGAAUGCUGUUGUGUCAGAAGGACAUCAAAAUGUCACAUUACACCGGCUGGUAAAGCUCUCUCUUGGAUGAGGGAAUGCUGUUGUGUCAGAAGGACAUCAAAAUGUCACAUUACACCGGCUGGUAAAGCUCUCUCUUGGAUGAGGGAAUGCUGUUGUGUCAGAAGGACUGUUUUAAUUACAUCAAAAUGUCACAUAACACCGGCUGGUGAAGCUCUCUCUUGGAUGAGGGAAUGCUGUUGUGUCAGAAGGACAUCAAAAUGUCACAUAACACCGGCUGGUAAAGCUCUCUCUUGGAUGAGGGAAUGCUGUUGUGUCAGAAGGACAUCAAAAUGUCACAUUACACCGGCUGGUAAAGCUCUCUCUUGGAUGAGGGAAUGCUGUUGUGUCAGAAGGACAUCAAAAUGUCACAUAACACCGGCUGGUGAAGCUCCCUCUUGGAUGAGGGAAUGUUGUGGUGUCAGAAGGACAUCAAAAUGUCACAUUACACCGGCUGGUGAAGCUCCCUCUUGGAUGAGGGAAUGUUGUUGUGUCAGAAGGACUGUUUUAAUUACAUCAAAAUGUCACAUAACACCGGCUGGUGAAGCUCUCUCUUGGAUGAGGGAAUGCUGUUGUGUCAGAAGGACUUUUAAUUACAUCAAAAUGUCACAUAACACCGGCUGGUAAAGCUCCCUCUUGGAUGAGGGAAUGCUGUUGUGUCAGAAGGACAUCAAAAUGUCACAUUACACCGGCUGGUAAAGCUCUCUCUUGGAUGAGGGAAUGCUGUUGUGUCAGAAGGACAUCAAAAUGUCACAUAACACCGGCUGGUAAAGCUCCCUCUUGGAUGAGGGAAUGCUGUUGUGUCAGAAGGACAUCAAAAUGUCACAUUACACCGGCUGGUAAAGCUCUCUCUUGGAUGAGGGAAUGCUGUUGUGUCAGAAGGACAUCAAAAUGUCACAUUACACCGGCUGGUAAAGCUCUCUCUUGGAUGAGGGAAUGCUGUUGUGUCAGAAGGACAUCAAAAUGUCACAUUACACCGGCUGGUAAAGCUCUCUCUUGGAUGAGGGAAUGCUGUUGUGUCAGAAGGACUGUUUUAAUUACAUCAAAAUGUCACAUAACACCGGCUGGUGAAGCUCUCUCUUGGAUGAGGGAAUGCUGUUGUGUCAGAAGGACAUCAAAAUGUCACAUAACACCGGCUGGUAAAGCUCUCUCUUGGAUGAGGGAAUGCUGUUGUGUCAGAAGGACAUCAAAAUGUCACAUUACACCGGCUGGUAAAGCUCUCUCUUGGAUGAGGGAAUGCUGUUGUGUCAGAAGGACAUCAAAAUGUCACAUAACACCGGCUGGUGAAGCUCCCUCUUGGAUGAGGGAAUGUUGUGGUGUCAGAAGGACAUCAAAAUGUCACAUUACACCGGCUGGUGAAGCUCCCUCUUGGAUGAGGGAAUGUUGUUGUGUCAGAAGGACUGUUUUAAUUACAUCAAAAUGUCACAUAACACCGGCUGGUGAAGCUCUCUCUUGGAUGAGGGAAUGCUGUUGUGUCAGAAGGACUUUUAAUUACAUCAAAAUGUCACAUAACACCGGCUGGUAAAGCUCCCUCUUGGAUGAGGGAAUGCUGUUGUGUCAGAAGGACAUCAAAAUGUCACAUUACACCGGCUGGUAAAGCUCUCUCUUGGAUGAGGGAAUGCUGUUGUGUCAGAAGGACAUCAAAAUGUCACAUUACACCGGCUGGUAAAGCUCUCUCUUGGAUGAGGGAAUGCUGUUGUGUCAGAAGGACAUCAAAAUGUCACAUUACACCGGCUGGUAAAGCUCUCUCUUGGAUGAGGGAAUGCUGUUGUGUCAGAAGGACUGUUUUAAUUACAUCAAAAUGUCACAUAACACCGGCUGGUGAAGCUCUCUCUUGGAUGAGGGAAUGCUGUUGUGUCAGAAGGACAUCAAAAUGUCACAUUACACCGGCUGGUAAAGCUCUCUCUUGGAUGAGGGAAUGCUGUUGUGUCAGAAGGACAUCAAAAUGUCACAUUACACUGGCUGGUAAAGCUCUCUCUUGGAUGAGGGAAUGCUGUUGUGUCAGAAGGACAUCAAAAUGUCACAUUACACCGGCUGGUAAAGCUCUCUCUUGGAUGAGGGAAUGCUGUUGUGUCAGAAGGACAUCAAAAUGUCACAUAACACCGGCUGGUGAAGCUCCCUCUUGGAUGAGGGAAUGUUGUUGUGUCAGAAGGACAUCAAAAUGUCACAUUACACCGCCUGGUGAAGCUCCCUCUUGGAUGAGGGAAUGUUGUUGUGUCAGAAGGACUGUUUUAAUUACAUCAAAAUGUCACAUAACACCGGCUGGUGAAGCUCUCUCUUGGAUGAGGGAAUGCUGUUGUGUCAGAAGGACUUUUAAUUACAUCAAAAUGUCACAUAACACCGGCUGGUAAAGCUCCCUCUUGGAUGAGGGAAUGUUGUUGUGUCAGAAGGACAUCAAAAUGUCACAUUACACCGGCUGGUAAAGCUCUCUCUUGGAUGAGGGAAUGCUGUUGUGUCAGAAGGACAUCAAAAUGUCACAUAACACCGGCUGGUGAAGCUCCCUCUUGGAUGAGGGAAUGUUGUUGUGUCAGAAGGACAUCAAAAUGUCACAUUACACCGCCUGGUGAAGCUCCCUCUUGGAUGAGGGAAUGUUGUUGUGUCAGAAGGACUGUUUUAAUUACAUCAAAAUGUCACAUAACACCGGCUGGUGAAGCUCUCUCUUGGAUGAGGGAAUGCUGUUGUGUCAGAAGGACUUUUAAUUACAUCAAAAUGUCACAUAACACCGGCUGGUAAAGCUCCCUCUUGGAUGAGGGAAUGUUGUUGUGUCAGAAGGACAUCAAAAUGUCACAUUACACCGGCUGGUAAAGCUCUCUCUUGGAUGAGGGAAUGCUGUUGUGUCAGAAGGACAUCAAAAUGUCACAUAACACCGGCUGGUGAAGCUCCCUCUUGGAUGAGGGAAUGUUGUUGUGUCAGAAGGACAUCAAAAUGUCACAUUACACCGGCUGGUGAAGCUCCCUCUUGGAUGAGGGAAUGCUGUUGUGUCAGAAGGACUGUUUUAAUUACAUCAAAAUGUCACAUAAGUAUGUGACUUGUAAUUAUAUAUUUUAGAUGUUUAUAUUCAUACACAAAUGUCGUUUGUAAGCCUAGUUUUUUGUUCUCUCAAAGUGUUCUUUGGAUGGAUUGUGCAACAGGUGAUGUCUAUAUUUGUUUUUUCCGACAGCAAAAUGUGCUCACUAUAACAUGAAGUGUGUGGAGUAAUGUUUGGUUUGGAUCUGAAAUGAAUGGAUGAUGAAAAUAAACAUGGUCAGUUGUUGCACUCCGA